AUGUCUCGCUACGCAGAUGUCCACGUUAACCCCCAAGGCCCCGGCGACGCACGCCCAACAGCCCUCCAAAUCGUCAAAGAUGAAGGCUUAAUCGGAAAGCUCACCGACAAAGUCAUUCUCAUCACAGGCGGCAACUCAGGCAUUGGUCUCGAGACUGCCAAAGUUCUUCGUGCGACCGGUGCAACCAUUUACAUCACUGCACGAGACUCCGACAAGAUUGAGAAGGCCAUCGAGGAAAUCAAGUCUUACCCGGAAGCCAAAUCUGAGGCGCCUGUCUAUGGUAUCGAGCUGAGACUUGACUCUUUCACAUCCGUACGAGCUGCGGCGAAAGAUUUUCUGGAGAAGGAGAAGAAGUUGAAUGUUCUUGUUCUCAACGCUGGGACUAUGGCUACGCCUGAGGGUCGAACUGAGGAUGGUUUUGAGACGCAGUUUGGCACCAACCAUCUCGGCCACUUUCUACUCUUUCAACUGCUCAAGACCCCUCUUUUCGCUGCUUCCACGCCGUCUUUUCAGUCCAGGGUUAUCUCACUAAGCUCCAAGGGUCAUCGCCUAAGCCCUGUUCGCUUCGACGACUACAACUUCGAAAAAGAGGCGUACCAUCCUUGGCUCGCGUACGCUCAAUCUAAAACAGCUAAUAUCUACUUCGCUACCGAACUCGAGAGACGAUAUGGCGAUCAGGGUAUUCAUGCUCUCUCUGUGCAUCCUGGUUCCAUCCUUACCAACUUGACUCGACACAUUGAUCUGAAGUCACUCAACUUGCCAGAGGAGAUGGCACAAUAUUUAAAGAGCCCUGAGCAAGGCGCUGCGACGACUGUGUAUGCGGCAGUGAGUAAGGAAUGGGAAGGAAAGGGUGGGAAGUAUCUGAGUAAUUGCGCUGAGGAACCAUCGUUGGAGAAAGGUGCUGAUCCUUCGUCUGUUGUAUCGGGGUAUGCGGAUUGGGUUUACAACGAGGAAAGCGAGAAAAGGCUGUGGGAUGAGUCCCUCAAGAUGGUAAAAUGGGAGGAGUAA
This is a messenger RNA of Fusarium coffeatum, 1008 nucleotides long. RefSeq lists its product as uncharacterized. The record is from RefSeq and is a predicted model, not a curated record. The transcript has a single exon. The coding region runs from base 1 to 1008 and encodes 335 amino acids. NCBI's taxonomy places the organism in Eukaryota, Fungi, Ascomycota, Sordariomycetes, Hypocreales, Nectriaceae.